GGAGGACCCUCUGGGUCAGGUCCUGCAGGAGUCCCAGGGGGAGCUUGCAGGAGUGCAGGCCCACUCUGAAGACGGAGCCCUUCUCCAGCUUCUUUCUCUUCCAUCCUGAUUCUUGCCACUGGAUGCAGUUAUUAUGAAUAAAUCUGCUAUGGACAUUCAUGUACCAGUCUCUCCAUGGACAGGUGUUCUCAUUUCUCUUGGAUAAAUAUGUAGAAGUGGAAUUACUUGAUUGUUUGGACACUGUCCCUUCCCUUCAUGAUGGCAUGCUCAAGGACCUGCUCCCGCAUCCUGGGGCUGAGUCUUGGGACUACAGCCCUGUUUGCUGCUGGGGCCAACGUGGUGCUCCUCUUUCCUAACUGGGAUGUGACCUACCUGUUGAGGGGCCUCAUUGGCAAGCAUGCCAUGCUAGGCUCUGGGCUCUGGGGAGGAGGCUUCAUGGUACUCAUUGCAGCUACCCUCAUCUCCUUGAUGGGCUGGAGAUGUGGCUGCUUCAGCAAGAGCAGGCCCUGCCGAAGUAUUCUCACUGCUCUGUUGUCAAGUGGCCUGGCUAUGCUUGGAGCUUUGAUUUGCUUUAUCACUUCUGGAGUAGCCCUGAAAGACGGUCCUUUUUGCAUGUUUGAUAUCUCAUCCUUCAACCAGACACAAGCUUGGAAAUAUGGUUACCCAUUCAAAGAUUUACAUAACAGGAAUUAUUUAUAUGACUAUUCACUCUGGAAUUCUGUCUGCCUGGAGCCUUUUAAAGCUGUCAUCUGGCACGUGUCCUUCUUCUCCGCCCUUUUGUGCAUCAGCCUCCUCCAGAUUCUCCUGGUGGUCAUUCAUUUCUUCAACACUUUGCUGGACAUUUUCUGCAGCCUCUGUGAGAAGUCAUAA
Phyllostomus hastatus (greater spear-nosed bat) is the source of this 870-nucleotide messenger RNA. RefSeq names its product transmembrane 4 L six family member 19 (gene TM4SF19). Bases 256 to 870 code for a protein of 204 amino acids. The record is from RefSeq and is a predicted model, not a curated record. Lineage: Eukaryota; Metazoa; Chordata; Mammalia; Chiroptera; Phyllostomidae. The transcript is spliced from 6 exons. Gene Ontology annotation, cellular component: membrane.